This is a messenger RNA of Venturia canescens, 1977 nucleotides long. RefSeq names its product phosphate carrier protein, mitochondrial-like (gene Mpcp1). The coding region runs from base 196 to 1260 and encodes 354 amino acids. The transcript has 6 exons. Gene Ontology annotation, molecular function: phosphate transmembrane transporter activity. Gene Ontology annotation, biological process: mitochondrial phosphate ion transmembrane transport. The record is from RefSeq and is a predicted model, not a curated record. Gene Ontology annotation, cellular component: mitochondrial inner membrane. NCBI's taxonomy places the organism in Eukaryota, Metazoa, Arthropoda, Insecta, Hymenoptera, Ichneumonidae.
UCCACAAGUGCCAACUGCAAACUGACGUUUAGCUCGUCUAGAAGUUGAUGAAUGUGUGGAAUCAGACUGGCCGCGCAACAUCGGCCGCCCUUUUUCUUUCACUCCAUUUCGAGUUCGCAGAGCCCGAGGGUCACUCUGACAAAAAGAAGAUCGAGUGCCAGUGAAACAACAGAGGAAUAAACGGAGUCAUCAAAAAUGUGGUCAUCAAUGCUCGAAGCUGCCAAAAUGAAUCCGUUUGGAUCGCCCUUCGUGACAGCCAAAUGUCAGGCCCAGGACGACGUCCAAGGCCUUGUCCGAGGUCGUACUAUUGCUGCUGCCAGCGCCGAACCAGUCGGUGACAGCUGCGAAUUUGGUUCAAACCAAUACUAUAUGCUAUGCGGCCUUGGAGGUAUUUUAUCUUGCGGUAUUACCCACACCAUGCUGACACCUUUAGAUCUGGUCAAAUGUCGUAUCCAAGUUGACCCAGCAAAAUACAAAAAUGUAGUCAACGGCUUCAAGGUGUCUCUCGCGGACAGUGGAAUCCGUGGUCUUGCUCGUGGUUGGGCACCAACCUUCUUCGGUUAUUCUAUCCAAGGAAUGUUCAAAUUCGGACUUUACGAGGUGUUCAAAGUACAGUAUGCCGAGUUGUUAGGUGAGGAACUCGCAUUCGAGUACAGAACUGGAUUAUAUCUGGCUGCAUCGGCUUCUGCUGAAUUCUUCGCUGACGUGGGUCUCGCUCCUUUCGAAGCUGCCAAGGUGCGAAUUCAAACGAUGCCCGGAUACGCAAACACUCUUCGCGAAGCCUGGCCAAAGAUGAUCGCCGACGAGGGAAUAGGCGGUUUCUACAAGGGUCUGGUUCCUCUUUGGUUCAGACAGAUACCUUACACGAUGAUGAAGUUCGCCUGCUUCGAGCGUACUCUUGAGCUUCUUUACAAAUACGUCGUCCCUAAGCCUCGUAUGGAAUGUUCAAAGGGCGAACAGCUCGUUGUUACGUUUGCCGCUGGUUACAUAGCUGGUGUAUUCUGUGCCAUUGUUUCACAUCCAGCUGAUUCUGUCGUGUCGAAACUCAACCAAGAAAAGGGAGCGACAGCCGGUGGCGUACUGAAGCAACUGGGACCUAUGGGCGUAUGGAAGGGUCUCUUACCCAGAAUCGUGAUGAUUGGUACUUUGACCGGUGCUCAAUGGUUCAUUUAUGACGCGGUCAAGGUAUACCUCCGCAUGCCCCGUCCACCACCACCAGAGAUGCCGGCCAGUCUCAAGGCGAAGUACGGCGUCGCUUAGACAAUGUUCGAGUGCUGUGCGCUUGACAAAAUAUAGAGGAGUUCAAAAAUAAAGAGAGGGAGAGAAAAGUGAGAAGAACACAUGAAAAACUACAAACGAGCUGAUUAAAAAAAUGAAGAAAAUAGACGAUUUUUCAUACAUUGAAAACCUUCCACUACAUAGAAAGAAUGGAAUGAAGAGAUAAAAUAUGCGAUUGAGAGCAGGAAUUUUUAUUCCACGAACGUCGAUACUUUUGAGAUCGACGUAGUCAUGAAAAUUGUAUUAGAUAUAAAUUUUGUUCUUCGUUCUUUUCAACAAUUUCAUUCAGUAUUCGUCGACAACUUACAAAACCACGCGAGAAUCUUAAAUGUGUUUUUCACCCGUGUACUCCGUUGUUGAUCAUUUUGAAAGAGUCGAGUAAGUAAAAAUUGAAAGGAGAAAAAAAAACUAAGAAACGACAAACAGGCUUUUCAUAUCCCGAGUUUUGCGAUGCAAAACUAUUUUUAUUGUCAUCGACUCGAAUGAUACUGUUGAGCCUCCACGGAAAUAGUAUGUAAUUAAAAUUUAGACCGAGCAAGAGAAGUAGUCCAGGCAACUUUAACUUGGAAGUGAAUCUCUCGGACUACGCUGUUGAAGAGACGGAAAAACAAACCGGAGAAAAGAACAAAGUGUAUGUUACUCUUGUUCUGUACAUAGAUUGAGCGCUGAAUAAUAAAACUUACAUCGCUCUAUAACGUA